Hypoxylon fragiforme is the source of this 1354-nucleotide messenger RNA. RefSeq names its product dienelactone hydrolase. Lineage: Eukaryota; Fungi; Ascomycota; Sordariomycetes; Xylariales; Hypoxylaceae. Bases 322 to 1071 code for a protein of 249 amino acids. The transcript is spliced from 3 exons. The record is from RefSeq and is a predicted model, not a curated record. Gene Ontology annotation, molecular function: hydrolase activity.
AGUACCUAUUUACAUCAUUGAUACUAUAUAGUACGUCAGUUCUAACCAUGAAUAAUAUAGUCCUGGAGAUAAGAGACGGUGAUAACGCAAAUAUCGACAUUGAAGGUUGAUCCUCUCGGUGCUACUCUAGCUACCUACGUAUCAGGUACAACUUACAAGUAUAAAAUAAAACGAAACUCACUUCACUUCUUUUGCCGAGCUCUUCUUUUGCGCCUCUCCUAAACCCUCAACUCACCUUCUUAUACACUAAUACAUACUUCGUACCUACCUACCUACCUACCUACCUACCUACCUACCUACCUAGGUACCUAAUAAUCCAAGAUGGCGUCAUUCCCUCCUUCUGCGUGCUGCGUCAAGGGUAUCAAGCACGAGGGCGAGACAACGGGCACGACCUUCAAAGUGGGAAAAUACGAUGCCUACAUAGCUACCCCCGAUCCUUCUUCCGCCAAGGACGGCGCGUUAUUGUAUAUCCCCGACGUUAUCAGCAUCUGGCAGAACAGCAAGCUGAUGGCCGACCAAUUCGCCGCCAAUGGCUAUCUCACUCUGAUCAUUGACCCCUUCAAUGGCGAUCCGUUACCUUUGAACCGUCCUGACGGCUUCGACAUAUUCUCUUGGUUGGCCAAAGGUAGCACUGGUGAUAAUCCUCACACCAAGGAGGCUGUUGACCCUAUAAUUGAAACUGCCAUCAAGUAUCUGAAAGAGGAGAAAGGUGUUAAGAAGCUUGGAGCUGUUGGGUACUGUUUCGGAGCCAAGUAUGUUGCGCGCCACUUCAAGAAUGGCAUACAGGUAGGCUACAUGGCACACCCGUCCUUUGUGGAUGAGGACGAGCUCGAGGGAUUCAAGGCGCCACUAUCUAUCUCUGCGGCCGAGACCGAUACCAUAUUCCCGGCGGACAAGCGCCACCGCUCCGAAGAAAUCCUCGCCAAGAAUGGCUUUCCCUACCAGAUCAACCUAUACUCUCAAGUCGAGCACGGCUUCUCCGUCCGAGGUGACCCCAACAAGAAAACGGAUCGCUUCGCUAGAGAGCAAGCCUUCAUUCAAGCCGUCACCUGGUUCGACAAUUGGCUAUGAUUCGGGAGGAGUGAGGUAUCGAGGUUAAGCUAGAAAUCCUGCACAAAUGCUAGGUAGCUUACAUGACUUUAAUGAUCAUGAAUGAAACAAAAGCUUUGACAAAUUAUCAUUAUAUGUAAAAGAAAAGACAUUGGGCGUUUCUUGAUAACCCUAUAAUCAUUGAUGGGUUGCUAUUUCUGGCCGUAACAAUGCCUCAUGUCAACUACCAACUCAAGCCUAGUACCCCUGGUAUGUGGAUAGGUACCCUGGGUACUUGAUAGAUAUUCAUACAACGUCAAAUGGU